GGGAAAUCCACAUUCACAUUCAAUCACGGAAGGAAGGACUUCUGCCUCAAGGGGUGUGAGGUGUGGGUGUCCGUGUUUAGGGUUGUGAAGGAUGUCAUUGUUUUAGUUUUCGUUUAGUUAGUCAUCGUCAAAAUGUCAGGCAAAGGGAAGGGCUUUGGCAGCAGCGCGAGGUACCAGUCCACAGGCUCCAGGGACCCUAUUUGGACCCGCGUCUCAGGGGACCCCGGAAACGAGGGCUCAGCAGACGGCUCUAGGUCCACUGACGAGAAGAUUCAGCUUCAAUGCAGUUCAUCCAGCACUGGAAAAGGACUCAAUGUCACUUCUGCUGCUAUCUUCAUUGCUGGGGAGAUGGCCGGCAGUGGUGUGCUAGCCCUGCCACGGGCAUUGGUUGAAGCAGGAUGGAUUGGAAUCGUUUUGCUGGUAGUGUUUUGCUUUAAUGCUGCCUAUGGAGGAUCCCGUCUUGGAGCAUGUUGGGCCAUUGUUGAGGAAAGAUACCCAGAGUAUAGAGAGCGUGUUCGGAACCCCUAUGCUACAAUUGCAUUCCGUGCUGUUGGAAGAUGGGGCAGCUACCUUGUAUCAGGCUGCAUUCAAUUUACAUUAUUUGGGGCUGGAACUGUGUACCUCCAGCUUGCUUCUCAAAUUUUCCAAGACUUGAUGAGUGAUGUUUUACCUCAAGUUGGAAUUUGUGUCUGGUUUAUAUUCAUUGCCAUUCUCCUUACUGUACCAAUGUGGCUUGGAUCUCCCAAAGAUUUUUGGGUUGUUGGAAUUGGAGCCCUUCUUACUACAGCUUUUGCGUGCGUAUUCAUCUUUGCCCAAAUGGUCAUGGAUGGUUUGAACAAUACAGAGCCUGUUCCAUUUAAAACUCAUGGCUUCAGUAACUUUUUCCUAUCAUUUGGUACCAUACUCUUUGCAUUUGGAGGAGCAUCAACUUUCCCUACCAUUCAAAAUGACAUGGCUGAAAAACAUCAGUUUUCAAAAAGCAUAUUAAUUGGAUUUGCAACAAUCAUGGCUCUUUAUUUCCCUGUGGCCGUCGGAGGCUACUUUGUAUACGGUGAAUUGGUGGAUCCUAAUAUUAUUCUGUCCCUUGGACACAGCAGCUUAGUCAGCAUGGCAAAUGUGUUGAUGGCCAUCCAUUUGGUGUUGGCUUUCCUCAUUGUCAUCAAUCCGGUGUGCCAAGAGUUGGAGGAAAUCUUUCAAGUUCCACACGAGUUUUGUUUGAAACGCUGUGGGCUAAGGACUAUUAUGAUGUGCAUCAUGGUCUUUGUCGGUGAAACUGUGCCCAAAUUUGGAAAAAUCUUGUCUUUGGUUGGGGGAUCAACCAUAACACUGUUGACUUUUGUCUUCCCACCACUGUUUUACAUGGUAUUAUGUGACCAGAAAAGAGUUGACUGGCCUGAAAGACUCAUUCCGGUGCACAUGCGAGUCUACAUGUGGGAGCUGAUAUUGAUUGGUCUUGUUGGUGGAACAGCUUCAACAUACAAUGCAAUUUUGGACAUCUUUUCUGCAGAAUCGAUGGCUAAACCCUGCUACUGGCCAUGGUAACAGAAAAAUUUGAAGCCAGUUUAGGAAAUUUGUACAUGACAGAGAAAACUACUAUUUUAUUAUUAUUAUUAAUUUUAUUACUAAGUGUAUGUGAUUUUUCUAGAUUCAAAAUCAUUCGCAUUUACUACCCCAAGAACAGGUUAUCUGUUCAAAUAUAUAGAUUUGACCACUAAUUUGUAAGACUUCAAUUGUUUAUUUUAAAAUCUAGGUUGUGUCAAAUUAUUUUUUCUACGUCAAAUUUGAUACUGAUGUACAGUAUGCAGACUUGCAGGAUGAUGACAUGAUAACCCAUAUCUAUUAUUGUGGAUAUGAUUGGUUUGAUUUUUCUGACCAUUCCAGGGACCUGAUUAGCUGCAAUGCAGUUACCAGUAGAUGCUUUUCUCUAUUUUUCAUUCCUUAACAAAGGUGUGUUAGAUACAAUGCAAUUGUGAACUGUGUGUACCUUUUUUCUAUAACCUAAUGUAAAGUCAAAUUAAGGGCAGCUUGUGAGGAAUUUGUCUGUGCAGCUGACAAACGGACAAUAUCCAAUUUCAAAAUUACUUCUCUUUGAGGACUUUAUUAAUUUUUGCUCUUAUUAGUGUGAUAUAUGUAAUCUGAAUAGAACUUGGAACUCCGACUGUUCUCAGAUAAUUUAAUUAAUUAAAUUGAUUGAAGCAUCAGAAACUGAGUUUCAUCUUUAGUUCACUGAAUUCCGUGCUAUUGUGUUGUAAUUCUGUCUUGAAUGACUUGUCUGUGAUUUUUUUUCUUUUCUUAAACAUGUGCCUGUAACACAUAUUUCUGUGAAAACUGUUUUUCUUGUUAAACAUUGCUCAUGUGAUUGAAUGUUUUAACAUUGUUUUGUGAUGUUAGAUUUUUAAAUUCUAAAUCAAAUCGUGUAAAAUUUGUCGUUUCAAAUUUAUAUUUUUAAACUUUGCAUUUUAAUGAUUGUCUAUUUGAUUUAGCUGACCAAGGUUUUUCUUUGUUUCACCGUGGUUUUAUUUUUUAAGAUGUUAUGGAUGUUAUAUUCAGGAUCUGCAGGAUUUUCUGCAAGAACAAUGUGUGGGUUUCCUUUGUAAGUGAAAUAUUUUAACAUACAGUACAUCAUAUUUUACGAAGACAUUGUGUGCCAUUAUAUUUAUUUUGUUAUGUAGUCAACUACUUUUUCUCUAGUUAAGGGAUAUCAUUGAACCAAAAUAUGCCUGUGACGGUGCUUGGAUUCAUUGUGAUCAUCGCAAUUGGACUGUAGACAUCCAAUCUCAUUCCCAUGCAAACCAGUGGAUUUAUGUACUUUCCACUUGAUUUGCACUUUCACAAGUUUUAUCAUUUUUUCUUUCACGAAUGAAAAACAAAUAAACUAAUUGACAAGCAAAAAGUG
Messenger RNA from Thrips palmi, 2896 nucleotides. RefSeq names its product amino acid transporter AVT1J-like. The record is from RefSeq and is a predicted model, not a curated record. Gene Ontology annotation, biological process: L-alanine transport; amino acid transmembrane transport. Gene Ontology annotation, molecular function: L-alanine transmembrane transporter activity; L-proline transmembrane transporter activity. The transcript has 8 exons. Gene Ontology annotation, cellular component: vacuolar membrane. Lineage: Eukaryota; Metazoa; Arthropoda; Insecta; Thysanoptera; Thripidae. The coding region runs from base 133 to 1542 and encodes 469 amino acids.